Juglans microcarpa x Juglans regia is the source of this 1818-nucleotide messenger RNA. Its product is annotated as hippocampus abundant transcript-like protein 1. NCBI's taxonomy places the organism in Eukaryota, Viridiplantae, Streptophyta, Magnoliopsida, Fagales, Juglandaceae. Gene Ontology annotation, biological process: transmembrane transport. Gene Ontology annotation, molecular function: transmembrane transporter activity. The record is from RefSeq and is a predicted model, not a curated record. The transcript is spliced from 14 exons. Bases 368 to 1696 code for a protein of 442 amino acids.
AACACCGUGAGACUUGGUGAUGUGGGCCGAAAGAGUACAGACAGCGCGGAUCGAGGACGAGUAAAGUGAAACAUCCACAUGCGAAGAAGCCCAUCCCACGGGUUCCCACGCCCAGGCCUCGGGCUGCGAAUGUUUGCCAACUUUCUUUUCCGCUAUCUCCUCCAAUGACCGAUCUCUUUCAAUUUCAAUUUUCACCCACCAGUGUCAGUCUUCCUGUAUCCUCUCUCUCUCAUCCCUUAUUGAUCUUCCAGUCUUUCCACCCUCCGUAAAUUUAUAUACAUAUAUAUACAUAUGCGUGUAUGUUCCAAGCGACCACGUUGUUCGAUUGAGUUAUUAGCAAAACGACGAGGUGGUUGGAGGGUCAGACAUGGCGCCGAACACGACUGGGGUCUGGGAGCUGAUGAGGCCUAUGCUUCACUUGCUAUUGCCACUCUGCGUUCAUUGGGUGGCCGAGGAAAUGACUGUUUCGGUUCUUGUUGACGUUGUUACGGAGGCUCUGUGUCCGGGAGAGUCAACCUGCACCGAAGCUAUUUACAUUAAUGGCCUUCAACAAACGAUUGUUGGAGUUUUCAAGAUGGCGAUACUUCCACUUCUGGGCCAGCUUGCAGAUGAGCAUGGGCGUAAACCAAUGCUCCUCCUUACCACAUCUACUUCCAUAUUUCCUUUCGCUAUACUUGCCUGGAAUCGGUCCAAGGGAUUUGUAUAUGCAUACUAUGUGCUCCGUACGAUAUCGUAUAUUCUAAGUCAAGGGAGUAUUUUCUGCAUUGCUGUUGCUUAUGCGGCAGAUGUUGUUGAUGACGGUAAGAGGGCUGCAGCAUUUAGUUGGAUUACAGGUCUUUCUUCUGCUUCACAUGUCUUAGGAAAUCUGCUGGCACUUUGUCUUCCUGAAAAGUAUAUUUUUGUGGUUUCAAUAGCCCUUUUGAUCAUUUGCCCAGUUUAUAUGCAAUUCUUUCUAGUUGAGACAGUUAAACUGGCUCCUGUGAGAAACCAAGAUUCGGCUUGCUUGUCAAAGAUGAUUAAGGUUUUGCAUAAACGAUACAAAUCGAUGAGAGAUGCCGCAACAAUAGUUUUUAGCAGUCCGACGCUAAGGGGCAUUUCUCUUGUUUCCUUCUUCUAUGAGUUGGGAACGUCUGGCAUUACAUAUGUCUUAUGGUACUAUCUGAAGGCUGCGUUUGGUUAUGGAAAGAAUCAAUUCUCAGAAAUUCUGAUGAUGGUCGAAAUAGGUUCGAUUGUUUCUCAGAUGUUGGUGCUUCCCCUAAUCAAUCCACUGGUUGGAGAAAAAAUAAUACUGUGCAUAGCUUUACUUGCAUCAAUAGCUUAUGCAUUAUUCAAUGGCCUUGCUUGGGCAUCAUGGGUUCCAUACAUGAGUGCCUUUUUUAAAGUUGUAGUUGUCCUUGUAACGCCUUCUACUUAUGCUAUUAUUUCAAAAGCGUCGAGCUCAACCAAUCAGGGAAAAGCACAAGGAUUUAUCGCUGGGGUGGAGUCAAUUGCAAGUUUGUUAUCACCACUUGUAAUGAGCCCAUUAACUUCAUGGUUCCUGUCUGACAGUGCUCCAUUCAACUGCAAAGGUUUCAGCCUGGUAUGUGCAUCAAUAUCCAUGGUUAUUGCUUUAUGUUGCGCUUGCAUACUCAAACCUGAAGCAAUCUCAAGCCACCACUCGGAGGUCAUUGAAGCACCACUUCUAGGUGAUAGUUGAUCACUUGCUGUACGAUAACCGUUUUUCUCAUCUGAUGCUGUUAAAUAUUUGGCAUCCUCAAGAGUUAAAUGAUGUCAUAAUAUGUUAGUGCAUAUAAAUUUUAGAGUACGCAUUUUUCUUCA